CCCCUCCCUCGCUCCCUCCCUCACUCCCUGUCUCCCUCCCUGUCUCCCCCCCGCGCGGAUGAGGAGAGAGAAGUUUGCCUGCGGCGCAGUCCACUGAACAUUUACUGUAUUUCAUUUUGGGGAACAGCAACAAGCCUCCGGAGAAGCUUUCCAGGGAAUGCUGAGGAAUAUCUGACUGCACAGAAAAAAACCACCCACAGCUGAGUUUCUCCUUCUUUUUUUUAAAAAAAACCAAACAAACUAACUAACUAAAUCUUUACUUAUCAUUCAUGUCGCCAAAGUAGUGGGAAGCUCGGGUCAGUAGGACAGCGGCCGCACGCGGACUGUUCGUCUGUCGGUGGGUGCUUUUUUUUAAAUCCCGAGUCCUGGAGAAGAAGAAGAAGGAGGGAGCGAAGCAGAAACGAAAGGCGACCAAAGACGAAGAGGAAAAAGAAAAAGAAGAAGACAGUCCAAGUGAACGAGAGAAAAGAGUCAGGCUCAGAAUGAAUAACAACAAAAUCGAGAAAGACAACGAGCCGAGUGAAUUCACCAACCACGAAGAGGAGGUCCGAACACUAUUUGUCAGUGGGCUACCACUGGAUAUUAAGCCGCGGGAGCUCUAUCUCCUGUUCAGACCAUUUAAGGGCUAUGAAGGCUCCUUGAUAAAACUCACUUCCAAACAGCCAGUGGGGUUUGUCAGCUUUGACAGUCGAUCAGAGGCGGAGGCUGCUAAGAAUGCCUUGAACGGGGUUCGGUUUGAUCCAGAGAUCCCCCAGACCCUGCGGCUGGAGUUUGCCAAGGCCAAUACCAAGAUGGCCAAGAACAAGCUGGUUGGCACCCCCAAUCCCCCUCCCUCCCAGCAGAGCCCUGGGCCACAGUUCAUUAGCAGAGACCCAUAUGAGCUCACAGUGCCUACUCUAUAUCCCAGCAGCCCAGACGUGUGGGCGUCAUACCCGCUGUACCCGGCGGAGCUGUCGCCGGCCCUCCCACCCGCUUUCACCUACCCCUCCUCGCUCCACGCUCAGAUUCGUUGGCUCCCACCUGCAGAUGGAACUCCUCAGGGAUGGAAGUCCAGGCAGUUCUGCUGAAGUAUGUGUUCCUGAUGUGUGAUGGUGGCCGUGGCCGGCUGUGACGGGCGUUGCUGAUUGCCUCUCGUGUCCAAUUAGAAACAAGGAGGACUGACCUGACUCCAGCCCUCGGAGCAACGCACCGUCGGCAGCAGCAGCCUCAUGGGCCUCAGGACAUACUAGACCCCAGCCUCCGUCACACAUCGAGCACCCCCACCCUUUCCCAAAGUCCCUCCAACUCUUUUUUAUACUGUUACAUACUCAAGAUUUACCGGCAGCGCUUUGGCUACACCUUCUCUGACACCUCCAUGAAAGGUACCGGGCAUGCAUGACAAAGGCGCACACACCCUUUGUUUACCAGUUGACUGCAUCGCCUGUCUAACGUUAAGCAGGUCUCUUGCUCUGCAUUCUGUAUAUGCAAGUGUUAAAACAGCCAAAGGAGUGCAAACACAAUUUAUGCAGAAUCUUGGCAUGGCCAGACGUGUGGAAGUGUGGCUGAAGCACUGCCGGGUAAUGUUAUUAUAUGACUAUAAUUAUUACAAUUCUGUAUAUCAUUCAUAUUAAUGUUAUUAUGAUUAUUAAAUACAUGUUGAAGCAUGACUUUGCAAAAAAAAAAGGAAAAAAAACAAUGCUGUACAUUUUUAGAUAUUUUAAAGAAAUACAAAAAGUAUUUUUGUAAUCAAGACAAUGUUUGAAAUGGUUCUGUUUGAUUGGUUCAUGUUGUGCUAAAGUGUGUGAGGAACUUUCAUACAUUUUUUUUUUUUUCUGUGCCCUUCCUGUUUUGUGCCAUUAUAAAAUGGCAAGUAGCCCUGCUAUACCAAAGCAGUCCUGUCGGUUUGCUCUUGUCUUUUCUACAUACUGUGUGGAUUUAGGUUUGCUCAUGUGUGUCCGUGUGUGCCGUCUUUUACCCGAUGAAGCAAGCAUAUUAGUCCUUUGUCUGAUGUGCUUUGGUUCAGCUAAGCAGUCAAUGUGUGUGAGACAAACACACCUGAUCCAGCUCAUAAUUCUAGGAGUUUGAGGUAAUCAGAUGUGUUGAAAGGGGCAUUGACAGGAAUAAGCCAUCCCUGGUGAAGGUAGAGUGACCCCGGAGACUGUAAAACAUGGCCCUGCUAUAAUAAGGAAUUUGCUCCUUCAUCGUGUAGCAGGAAGAAGCAGCACAGUAUAGAGAAACAAAAAGACCAAAGGCAUUUUUUUUUUACACUGGAGAGCUAUCUAGGCUAGUGGAAUUAUUCCGUUUUUGACUGCUUUGUAGUCCUCAAUCUGAUUUCUUAUGAAGUAUGACGUUAUUUUUGCUGCAUGUCUCUUUCGGUGUCACUCCAAAGAGCCACUCCGCGUCUGAAAGGAUAUUCACUUUUAAGCAAUUUGUCUCUUUUGUCUAUUUUUAGGGAGCCAACGUGAUUCAACCUGCUUUUGUAAAUUUUGAAUUUACAUGGUAAUGAUUGGAGUGUAAAAGAAAAAAAAAAAUCUUUUGUAAUCUUGUGUAUUCUUGGCCUGCAAUAACAUCUUUGCUGUCUGACAUAUCAUCGAGUGAUCAUAUUUUUGUGACAUUUUGACGCCAAAAUUCUCAUUCAUGUCGCGUUCUUACAAAAACAGACAGUAAAUUCUUGUACUUUUCUGAUAAGGCUAAGUCACAUUUCACAGUGAUGUGACAGUCAAAAAACUGAAAUACUGUAAACAAUCUUCCCUAUAAUGUUUAGCCCAGGUGUGUACAAUCAUAUUGGAGUGGUUGAAUCAUAUAGUCAGUGUUUGUAAUGAAUAAUAAUAAUAAUAUGCACAUAAUAUCAACGGAUUUUCUGAGGCAGUUUUUGCUUUUACAGACAUUUUUUAAGCCAAGUGUGGCACCAAAUUUAUUAGAACAAGUAUUUAUAAGGUGUGUGUGUGCGGGUGUGUGUGUGUGUUUUUAUGGGUAUUAUGUUUUUAAAGUUCAUAGAAGAUGCCCAUCAUAUAAUUCAUUGUAAGUAUUAUUGUAAGUUUAAUUGUAUAUUCAUUUGGUAAUUUUCUAGAGCUUCUUUUUGUGUUUGUAUCUGAUAUAUGAAUACUGUUUUACCUACAUAAUUCACUGUGAAAUCCAGAGAAAAACAUGCUCCUUGAACGAAUGGAUCUUUUCGUGUUUUGCCAGCGGUACGGUACAGAAGUUCCUGGAAAUUAAUAUAAUGAUCCCUCCCUUUGUCAAUGACAAAUAUUCCUUUCUUGUUUCAGUAUACCAUGUGCGUAUCUGUGUGUUCUGUGCAUGUUCAUGGCAUGUGUGUGUUCUUUUUUUUUUUCUUUCUUUUUCCUAAUGCAUACAGUACUGUUGAUAUUUAUGUACUUUAGCCGCUGUGAGGAGAAACUGUAUUUCAGUGAAUUGCAGAGGUUUGUUUGUUUGAAACCAAAAAAAAAAAAAAAGGUGAUCAAAAUGAGAAGUUUUUAUGAAAAUGUUAAAUGAAGACAUUUCAGGCCGUCUGCCAUUAAAGAUUGACAUCCUC
Messenger RNA from Dicentrarchus labrax (European seabass), 3511 nucleotides. RefSeq names its product RNA-binding protein with multiple splicing. Gene Ontology annotation, molecular function: mRNA binding. The transcript is spliced from 9 exons. Bases 483 to 1067 code for a protein of 194 amino acids. The record is from RefSeq and is a predicted model, not a curated record. NCBI's taxonomy places the organism in Eukaryota, Metazoa, Chordata, Actinopteri, Moronidae.